Molecule: messenger RNA, 4517 nt
Organism: Morus notabilis
Lineage: Eukaryota; Viridiplantae; Streptophyta; Magnoliopsida; Rosales; Moraceae
Product: probable inactive ATP-dependent zinc metalloprotease FTSHI 5, chloroplastic
Exons: 19
Coding region: 171-4088 (1305 amino acids)
Biological process (GO): proteolysis
Cellular component (GO): chloroplast thylakoid
Molecular function (GO): ATP hydrolysis activity; ATP-dependent peptidase activity; ATP binding
Source: RefSeq, a predicted model, not a curated record
UAAAAAGAAAAUAUUUUUUACAAGGGUGCUACCGUGCUAUUAUUUAGAAGGUGUUUGAAUAGGAGGUCACUGAUCGAAACAGUCCCUCACGGGAACUCUACCUCGGAACCCUAGAAAUGGCCGCUGCUUCCUCGUAUACUGCCCCUCCGUAAUCUCUUCCUCUCACUCCCAUGGACGCCAUUCUCGCCUCUCGUCUGCUUCCAAGUCAUUUUUCUCCGCUGUUCUCGUCUCCUCAUCGAAAUCCUUCGCUCCCGCUAUCUUUGAGAACUCGCCGUAUCAGAAUUCAGAGAUUGCCUUCGAAAUGGCCCAAGUUUCGACCAAAGUUCUCCCCUGUUGGAUAUAAUUUUAUUGUAUUUAGCUCUCUAGAAGCUUCUAGAAGCUCGCCAUGCUCCAAACAAGCACCGAAGGAAGAAGCGGUUGAGCCGGACGGAAGAUUGCUCAAAUGUAUUGCGAAGCGAAUCGCAUUGGCGUUGUUUUGCUUCGCCAUCGGUUUUGCUCCAAUUCGGCCGCUUCGCGUCACCGCAGUCGCCGCUCCGGCGGCGGAGGUUUUGGAGAAGAAGGAGAACGAGGAAGCGAGAGAGAAGGAGUCGAAAUCGGAGGGUCACGAGUACUCUGAUUACACGCGGAGAUUACUACAGACGGUGUCGUUUUUGUUGAGAGCGGUGGAAGAAGCCAGGAAGGGAAAUGGAGAUGUGAAGCAAGUGGAGGAGGCUUUGAAGGCGGUGAAGGCGAAGAAGGCGGAGUUGCAGAAUGAGAUCGUGGACGGGCUUUACGCGGAGCUGAAGGAAUUGAACGGAGAAAAGGAGAGGUUGGAGAAGCGGGCGGAUAAGAUUGUCGAGGAGGCGACGAAGGUGAAGAAGGAGUACGACAUGUCGUCUGGGAGCGCGGACAAAGAGCGAAGGGAAGAGAUGGAGAGGUUGGAGGAGAAUUUGAAAAGGCUAGAUGGGGAGUAUAACUGGAUAUGGGAGAGAGUUGGGGAGAUUGAGGAUCGGAUUUUGAGGAGAGAGACUGUGGCGUUGAGUUUUGGAGCGAGAGAGCUUAGUUUCAUUGAGAUGGAAUGUGAGGAGUUGGUACAAUGCUUUACUCGGGAAAUGAGAAAAAAGAGUAUGGAAAGUGUGCCAAAACCCUCUGUUAUAAAGCUUUCUAAAUCCGAUAUUCAGAAAGAUUUAGAGAGUGCGCAGAGAAAAAACUUGGAACAGAAUAUUUUACCAAGUGUUUUGGAAGUUGAUGAUCUUGGACCUUUCUUUGACAAAGAUUCAAUUGAUUUUGCUGAACGUAUAAAUCAUGUCCUUAAAGACUCAAGGGAGAUGCAGAGAAACACAGAGGCUCGCAUAAGAAAAAAUAUGGGGAAGUUUGGUGAUGAAAAGCGUUUUGUUGUUGCUACACCAGAAGAUGAGGUGUUGAAAGGUUUUCCUGAAGUCGAGUUGAAGUGGAUGUUUGGAGACAAAGAAGUUAUGGUUCCUAAAGCUAUUAGCCUCCACUUGUACCAUGGAUGGAAGAAAUGGCGUGAAGAAGCUAAGGCAGAACUGAAAAGAAGGCUAUUAGAAGAUGUUGAAUUUGGUAAAGAGUAUGUGGCAGAGAGAAAGGAACGUAUUCUUAUGGACCGAGAUAGAGUGGUUUCAAAGACUUGGUACAAUGAAGAAAAAAAUAGGUGGGAGAUGGACCCAUUGGCGGUUCCUUUUGCCGUCUCAAAUAAACUGGUAGAGCAUGCCCGAAUUAGGCAUGAUUGGGGAGCCAUGUAUAUUGCAAUUAAGGGGGAUGACGAAGAAUAUUACGUUGACAUUAAGGAAUUUGAAAUGCUUUAUGAAGAUUUUGGAGGGUUUGAUGGGCUGUAUACGAAAAUGCUUGCCUGCGGUAUUCCAACCGCCGUUCACGUGAUGUGGAUCCCUUUCUCAGAGUUGGAUUUUCGCCAACAGUUUCUCUUGACCCUUAGGCUCUCUCAACAAUGCUUGAACGCUUUCUGGAACGCUGAUACUGUAACAUAUUCAAGAAAAUGGGUUUUGGAGAAAUUCAAAAAUAUAAAUGACGACAUAAUGAUGACAAUCGUGUUUCCUUUAUUGGAGCUUGUGAUCCCUUACCCAGUAAGAAUACAGUUGGGGAUGGCAUGGCCUGAGGAAACAUAUCAAGCUGUUGACUCAACAUGGUACCUGAAAUGGCAAUCGGAGGCAGAAAGGAGUUACAUAUCCAGAAAGAAAGAUGGCUUCCAAUGGUAUUUUUGGUUUCUUAUAAGAACCGUUAUAUACGGGUAUAUUUUAUUUCAUGUGUUUCAAUUUUUGAAGAGAAGAGUUCCAUCACUUCUUGGUUAUGGGCCGAUACGAAGAGAUCCAAGCUUGAUGAAGCUGCGGAGAGUGAAAUACUAUAAUAAUUAUAGGAAGAAGAGAAUCAAAGGGAAGAGGAAGGCUGGCGUUGAUCCUAUAACUCGUGCUUUUGACCAAAUGAAGAGGGUGAAGAAUCCACCAAUACCUUUAAAGGAUUUUGCGAGUAUUGAUUCUAUGAAAGAGGAAAUGAAUGAAGUUGUAGCAUUUCUACAAAAUCCUCGUGCCUUUCAAGAGAUGGGUGCUCGUGCACCUCGAGGAGUGCUUAUUGUUGGCGAGAGAGGCACGGGAAAGACAUCUCUAGCACUAGCUAUAGCAGCAGAAGCUAAGGUUCCUGUUGUUGAAGUUAAAGCACAAGAGUUAGAAGCAGGAUUAUGGGUUGGACAAAGUGCAUCAAAUGUUAGAGAGCUAUUUCAAACAGCAAGGGAUCUGGCACCUGUAAUCUUAUUUGUGGAGGAUUUCGACCUAUUUGCUGGUGUUCGUGGCACCUAUAUCCACACUAAAAACCAGGAUCACGAGUCUUUCAUUAAUCAACUUCUUGUGGAACUUGAUGGGUUUGAGAAGCAAGAUGGGGUUGUCUUGAUGGCUACUACUAGAAAUCUCCAACAAGUUGAUGAGGCCUUACAGCGUCCUGGACGGAUGGAUAGAAUAUUUCAUCUUCAAAGGCCAACUCAAGCAGAAAGGGAGAAAAUAUUGCAAAUAGCUGCAAAAGAAACCAUGGAUAAUGAACUAAUUGAUUUUGUAGACUGGAAAAAGGUCGCUGAGAAGACAGCUCUUUUACGACCCAUAGAAUUGAAGCUCGUACCUGUGGCGUUGGAGGGUAGUGCUUUUAGAAGCAAGUUUCUCGAUAUGGAUGAACUUAUGAGCUACUGUGGUUGGUUUGCGACUUUCAGUGGUUUCAUCCCAGGAUGGUUGCGGAAAACCAAAAUUGUGAAGAAGCUAAGCAAAAUGCUGGUGAAUCAUCUUGGGCUAACAUUGACUAAAGAAGAUCUGCAAAAUGUGGUUGAUCUAAUGGAACCAUAUGGACAGAUAAGCAAUGGAAUAGAACUUCUCAACCCGCCUCUUGAUUGGACAAGGGAGACCAAGUUUCCACAUGCUGUCUGGGCUGCUGGACGUGGCCUGAUUGCUCUUCUAUUGCCAAACUUUGAUGUCGUAGAUAAUCUAUGGCUUGAACCGUUGUCUUGGCAGGGAAUCGGUUGUACAAAGAUCACUAAGGCGAGAAAUGAAGGUUCCGUGAAUGGGAAUUCUGAGUCAAGAUCAUACCUUGAAAAGAAGCUUGUAUUUUGUUUUGGUUCACAUGUUGCAGCACAAAUGCUACUUCCUUUUGGAGAGGAAAACUUCCUGUCUUCUUCAGAACUAAAGCAAGCGCAGGAGAUUGCUACGAGAAUGGUGAUUCAGUAUGGGUGGGGUCCGGAUGAUAGUCCCGCGAUAUAUUAUCAUAGCAAUGCGGCUACAGCACUGAGUAUGGGGAACAAUUAUGAGUACGAGAUGGCAACAAAAGUUGAAAAGAUGUACGAUUUAGCAUAUUUCAAAGCAAAAGAAAUGCUCCAGAAAAAUCGUCAGAUUCUUGAAAAGAUUGCCGAGGAGUUAUUAGAGUUUGAAAUCUUGACCGGAAAGGAUCUGGAAAGAAUGCUUGAGGAUCAUGGUGGGAUUGGAGAGACAGAGCCAUUUUUCCUUUCUGGAGUUUAUGACAUGGAGCCAUUAUCUAGCUGCUUUCUUGAAAAUGGAAAUGCAACGGCAACUACCUUGUUAAGUGGAGCAACGCAAGUCUAGAGACGUGUCCAGCCUUUGAACUAAGUCCGACAUUUAGAUCGAACAGCUCUGCUCUUUUGAUUGUUGAUACAAUACGGGAUCGAACUCGCACCUUCCCAAACCAAGGUCCGCCCAGCUUAUCCCAUGCCGUAUGACAAGUGGUGCCCCAGCUUAUCCCAUGCCGUAUGACCAAGUGGUCAUUGGCUAAGGGCUCUGUUUUUUGAAGGGCUGCUUGCAUUGAUGUUGUUAUAUGUAUUUAUUCUUCUCCUUAAGCAUAUAAGAGAUGAUGUAAAUCAGUUCUAGAGGCAAAUAGUUUUGUGUUGAGAAGAGGCAUAAUUUUUCCUUCUCAACCAACCAAUUGUUUAUACAUGAGUUUCGAAAUCCUCUAGCGCGAUUAGAAAUCAUUCUAAAAUGUUUUUAUUUUUUAUAUAAAAAUGAAAACGUUUUCAA